Molecule: messenger RNA, 3291 nt
Organism: Tetrapisispora phaffii CBS 4417
Lineage: Eukaryota; Fungi; Ascomycota; Saccharomycetes; Saccharomycetales; Saccharomycetaceae
Gene: CDC60
Product: leucine--tRNA ligase CDC60
Exons: 1
Coding region: 1-3291 (1096 amino acids)
Biological process (GO): leucyl-tRNA aminoacylation
Molecular function (GO): ATP binding; aminoacyl-tRNA deacylase activity; leucine-tRNA ligase activity
Source: RefSeq, a predicted model, not a curated record
AUGUCAGCUGUUACUGAAUCUAAAGGUUUAGUACUAGAGAACACAUCUCGUAGAGAUGCUCUAAUUGCCAUUGAAAAGAAAUACCAAAAAUUAUGGUCUGAGGAACAUCAAUUUGAAAUCGACGCUCCAAGCAUCGAUGACGUUCCAAUCACUAUGGACUCUGAGGAAUUACAUAAAAAGUAUCCAAAAUUCAUGUCAUCUAUGGCUUAUCCAUACAUGAACGGUGUCUUGCAUGCUGGUCAUUGUUUCACUUUAUCUAAAGUCGAAUUUUCAGUUGGUUUUGAAAGAAUGAACGGUAAGAGAGCUUUAUUCCCAUUGGGAUUCCAUUGUACUGGUAUGCCAAUUCUAGCUUGUGCUGACAAAUUGAAGAGAGAAGCUGAAAUAUUUGGUAGUGAUUAUUUGAAUGUCCCUGCUGAAGAAGACGAAGAAGUCGAAGAAGCUCCAAAGAAACAGGUUUCCGAAGAUGUCACUAAAUUCAAAGCCACCAAGUCCAAGGCACAAGCUAAGAAGGGUCGUGGUAAGUACCAAUUUGAAAUUAUGCUACAGUUAGGUAUUGCAAGAGAAGAUAUCAAGAAGUUUGCUGAUUCUAAGUACUGGUUAGACUACUUCCCACCUUUAUGUCAACAAGACUGUUCCGAUCUAGGUGCACGUAUCGAUUGGAGACGUUCUUAUAUCACAACUGACCGCAACCCAUACUACGAUGCUUUCAUCAGAUGGCAAAUGAAUAAAUUAAAGGAACACGGAAAAAUUAAAUUUGGUGAACGUAACACUAUUUAUUCAGAAAAAGAUGGUCAACCAUGUAUGGAUCACGAUAGACAAACAGGUGAAGGUGUUACUCCACAAGAAUAUGUCGCUGUUAAGAUAGCGGUUACUGAAUUUUCACCAGAAGCUCAAAAGGCCAUCGAUUCCGCUGGUGAUAAACUUGAUAAAUCAAAGAAAUUUUAUUUCAUUGCAGCUACUUUAAGACCAGAAACAAUGUAUGGUCAAACAUGUUGCUUUGUUUCUCCAAAAAUCGAUUACGGUAUCUGUGAUGCUGGUGAUUCUUACUACAUUACUACUGAAAGAGCGUUCAAGAACAUGUCUUACCAAAAAUUAACCCCAACCAGAGGCUCUUAUAAACCAGUUUUAUUCGUCAAUGGUCAAGCAUUCAUUGGUUCUAAGAUUCAUGCCCCAAUUUCUGUUUACCCUGAAAUUAGAAUCCUACCUAUGAAUACCGUAAUUGCUACUAAAGGUACCGGUGUUGUCACUUGUGUUCCAUCCAACUCUCCAGAUGAUUACAUCACAAUGAAGGAAUUACAAAACAAACCCGAAUAUUAUGGUAUUGACCCAGAAUGGGUGAACUUUGAACCACUCCCAAUUAUCAAAACAGAAAAGUAUGGUGACUUUACAGCUCAAGCUCUAGUUGAAGAAAAGAAAAUCCAAUCUCCAAAGGAUAUCAAUGCCUUAGCAGAAGCUAAAAAAUUGGCUUACAAAGAAGAUUUCUACAGCGGUAUUAUGACCUUCGGUAAGUACACCGGUGAAAAGGUUGAAGUCGCUAAGGACAAGGUCAAGAAUGAUAUGAUCACAGAAGGUGUUGCUUUUGUUUACAACGAACCUGAAAGUCAAGUCGUUUCCCGUUCCGGUGACGAGUGUAUUGUUUCAUUAGAGGACCAAUGGUAUCUAGAUUAUGGUGAGGAAUCCUGGAGAAAGUUGGCUGAAGAAUGUCUACAAGACAUGCAAUGUUUCUCUCCAGAAGUUAAGAAUGCCUUUGAAGGUGUUUUAGACUGGUUAAAGAAUUGGGCUGUUUCCCGUACUUAUGGUUUAGGUUCGAAAUUACCAUGGGAUCCUAAAUAUCUAGUUGAAUCGUUAUCUGAUUCUACAAUAUACCAAUCUUUCUAUACUAUUGCCCAUUUACUAUUUAGUGAUUUCUAUGGUGCAGAAGUCGGUCCAUUGGGUAUCAAACCAGAACAAAUGACUGAUGAAGUUUUUGAUUACAUUUUCCAACACACUGAUGACAUUGAAAGCAAUAUUCCAAUCAGAUCUUUACAAACUCUAAGAAGAGAGUUUGAAUAUUUCUACCCAUUAGAUGUAUCCAUUUCUGGUAAAGAUUUAAUUCCAAAUCAUUUGACUUUCUUCAUUUAUACUCAUGUUGCAUUAUUCCCAAAGAAGUUUUGGCCAAAGGGUAUCAGAGCCAAUGGUCAUUUGAUGUUAAACACUGCUAAGAUGUCUAAAUCUACUGGUAAUUUCAUGACAUUAGAACAAUUAGUAGAAAAGUAUGGUGCUGAUGCUUCUCGUAUUGCUCUAGCAGAUGCUGGUGAUACUAUUGAGGAUGCUAAUCUUGAUGAAUCUAACGCUAAUGCCGCAAUUUUAAGAUUAUUUAACUUAAAGGAAUGGGCCGAAGAAAUGAUUAAAAAUAUAGAUUCUCUAAGAUCUGGUCCAAUUACUGAAGUAUUUGAUAUUGCAUUUGAAAAUGAAAUGAAUUCCUUAGUUGAAAAGACUUAUGAACAAUAUACUUUAACAAAUUAUAAGAAUGCAUUGAAAUAUGGUCUAUUUGAUUUCCAAGCUUCGAGAGAUUACUAUCGUGACUCUGGUGAGACUAUGCAUAAAGAUUUGGUUCUACGUUAUAUUGAAACUCAAGCUUUGUUAUUAGCUCCAGUGACUCCACAUUUCUCUGAUUUCAUUUAUCGUGAAUUGUUAAAGAAGGAAGGUUCUGUUCAAAAUGCUAAGUUUCCACGUGCUACAAAACCUGUUGACCAAGCUAUCUCUGCUUCAUUAGAAUACAUCAGAGAUUUACAAAGAAGUAUUAGAGAAGCUGAAGGUCAGGGUAUGAAGAAAAAGAAGGGCAAACCUGCCGAUUUAGAUUCCUCCAAACCAGCUAGAUUAACAUUAUUAAUUUCUGAAAAUUUCCCAGAAUGGCAAAAUGCUGUUAUUGAGGUUGUCAGGGAAUUAUUUGAAUCUCAAUCCUUAAAUGAUAAUAAGAAGGUUAAAGAGAAGGUUGAACCAAAAGAAAUGAAACGUGCCAUGCCUUUCAUCUCUUUGUUGAAACAACGUUUGGCUAAUGAAUCUGCUGACAGUGUGUUCAAUAGAGAAUUAUUAUUUAAUGAAGUUGAAAUUAUCAAGGGUGCUUUACCUAACAUACAAAAGGCUACACAAUCUGUUUCCGUAGAAGAAGUAAAGAUUCUUUCAUUCCCACAAGGUGCCAAGGUUGGUAAGAAUGUAAUUACAGGUGAAGAAGAAGAGUUACCAAACUUUGCUAGAAUAAUUGACAAUGCUGUACCAGGUACACCAGGUGUUAUUUUACAAAAUUUAUAA